Messenger RNA from Bemisia tabaci, 1684 nucleotides. NCBI's taxonomy places the organism in Eukaryota, Metazoa, Arthropoda, Insecta, Hemiptera, Aleyrodidae. The record is from RefSeq and is a predicted model, not a curated record.
UUCAGGCUGAGGUUAGAUCGUCCCACGUCUCUAUUCUCUAUUUCCCGCGUUCUUGGUUCUUCUCUUCUGAAGUUGGCUCAGUUAUAGAAAGUUAAAGAGUGUAGAAAGUUAAAGAGUGAAAGUUAAGUUAAUUUGAAGAGAAAGUGAAAGAAAAUCCAUCGAAGAUAUUAUGGCUCCGAAUAUGAACCUGUUUGAUCUAAUGAACGAAAAGAAAAUGGACAAAGCGUUAAGGAAAAACCUGAGAGUGAAACGCCUCCAGGCGGAGGUAAUGAAAAGUAAGGGGAUUAAAGUGGCUCUAUAUAGUGCCAGCUUGCUUCUUGAAGAAAAUUUGUCGGUCGCAGAGGCGGCCAAAGUAAUUGGCGAACAUCACGAUAGAACUGCUGAUGUCGUUGCAGUGGUUAACAAAAUGGUUCAAGCUCUAGUGCCUAGUAUGGUGGAGGGGGUAUUGGCGGAAUUGGAAAAGAAGAAAUGAUUCCAGUGGAACUUCCUGGUGAACCUGUUUGGUGUGGAGUUUAUGAAAUUUCUAGUUUCACUAUGUUGCCUUUAUAAAUUAUGUUUUUCUACCAUUUCCUUGUUUAAAUUAAAUUGUUUGUAUUAUUAUUCUUAGACUUGGAUUUUUUUCUUAUCUUUGAAAGACUGUUAAAAUUUUUAUACGGACAAAACUACUGUCAUUCUAGUGUAAAUCUAAAUUUUCUACCAUUUCCUUGUUUAAAUUAAAUUGUUUGUAUUAUUCUUAGACUUAGAUUUUUUCCUUAUCUUUGAAAGACUUAAAAUUUUUUAUACGGAAAACAUUACUGUCAUUCUAGUGUAAAUCUAAAUUGGAACAAAAGUACUAAUUUUUGGAAGCACUGUACCUUUGUAAUUUUAUUUUAUUUCUUGAUGAAAAUUGUUUUUGAAAACUUGUUGAGCUUCUGUUUGUUUCUAUAAAGGUGUCUUCAGUAUAUUUCUUAAUGAUUUUAUUUCUUGACUGGAAUUUUCUUUGAAAAAUUUCAGAGUUUUUUAUAAUUUCCUUAGAUGUCACGUGUAUUUUGUCUGAUGAAUUUUAUUAAUUAUUUCUUGACUAGAAUCUUCUUUGCAAUUUGUUGACUUGAGCCAGUGUCCUCAGACAAAUGAAUUCAUCAAGUGCAAGAUGGCUGAGAUGCGUACUGGUUUUUGCACAAGUCUGCUGUAUCAUUAACAUUUGACAGGGAGGAACUUUUGAUAGUGGCCUUGCUCAAAAACCAGUGCGCAUCUCCGCUAUUUUGUCACAUUUUUGUGUGACAUUGCUAAAGGUGCUCACAGUAUUUUGUUUGAUUGAUGAUUCUUUUGUCUAUUUGUCUCAUUUAGUGUUAAUAUCUUUAUCCUCAGGGAUAAAGCGUUUGCUUUCCUUUCUCUAAAAUUCAUUUACUGUCAUGACUUGAAUCGAAACAUUUUUGACUGUGAGCAACACCAUAUUUUGUCUGAUUAAUGGUUCUUUUGUCGGUAUUUGUCUCAUUUAGUGUUAAUGUGUUUAUUCUCAGGGAUGAAACUUUUUGUUUUCCUUUCUCUAAAAUUCAUUUACUGUCAUGACUUGAAUAGAAACAUUUUUCACUGUGUGUAACACCAUAUUUUUUCUGAUUAAUGGUUCUUUUGUCGAAGUAUUUGUCUCAUUUCGUGUUAUAUCUGUACCCUCAGGAAUAAAACUUUUAUUUUCCUUUCUCUAAAA